AUGAAGGAUCCCUUCUUCAUCCCGCCAAUACCAUGGCUGUCCGAGCUGGUGCAGCCGUUCAGUGACCGAUACAACCUCCCUUCGCUGCCACUGCACAUCCACGAAGUGCUUCUGUCUGCCAUAUUCUAUUCACUCAUUUUCUGGCCCAUUUCGCCGAUUCUGUCAAGAAUAAUAGCACCUCAACACUAUUCCAAGUUAUCUCGCAAACGACGACUUAACUGGGAUGCUCACGUGGUGUCUUUUAUCCAAAGCACCUUGAUCAACAUCAUUGCCCUCUGGGUCAUGGUAGUAGAUCAAGAGAGAGGCAAUAUGGAUCAGGAAGAGAGAGUAUGGGGAUAUACCGGUGCUUUAGGUAUGGUCCAGGCUUUGGCGGCUGGCUAUUUUGUAUGGGAUCUGUUUGUGACCAGCUUGAACCUGGAUGUGUUUGGGCUCGGAACUCUUGCGCACGCGAUCGCAGCUCUGCUGGUCUACACUCUUGGAUUUCGUCCCUUUGUCAACUACUACGGACCUACCUUCAUCUUAUGGGAGCUUUCCACGCCCUUCCUCAACAUUCAUUGGUUUUUUGACAAGGUCAACAUGACUGGAUCCCGCGCUCAGCUGUACAACGGCAUUCUUCUGCUCUUCAGCUUCUUCUCUUGCCGACUCAUCUAUGGCACCUUUCAAUCGUUUUGCGCGUUUUCUCAAUCGCCCGUCAUGAUUUAUGCGACGUCAGAGACCACUGUCCCCUCUUGGCUUGCAACGUCAUAUCUCGUGUCAAAUCUCACUCUCAACUUUCUCAACUUUUACUGGUUUAUUAUGAUGAUCUCGGCUGUUCUUAAACGAUUCCAGCCCAACGAGAAGCACGAGACGGCUACAGAAGCUGAAGUGGACUUGUCUUCGGUUGUCUCUGGAAUCUCUAGGGGCCCAGAGCCGCAGCGUCGGAAGCAGGAGAAGUCUUGA
Molecule: messenger RNA, 939 nt
Organism: Trichoderma breve
Lineage: Eukaryota; Fungi; Ascomycota; Sordariomycetes; Hypocreales; Hypocreaceae
Product: TLC domain-containing protein
Exons: 3
Coding region: 1-939 (312 amino acids)
Biological process (GO): lipid homeostasis
Cellular component (GO): membrane; endoplasmic reticulum
Source: RefSeq, a predicted model, not a curated record